ACUGGUUGGGAAGGAGUACAGUAUGUUUGAGGUGAAUGAGAACUACACGCGUGUGUCAGAGUUUGUGAUCGUGGGCUUCCCGGGGCUCCAUCCAUCCUUCAACCAGCUGGUGGCCUGGUUAUUCUUCUUCGUCUAUGUGAUCACGGUGGUGGGGAACAUCCUGCUGGUGGUGCUGUUUGCCCUGGAGCGCAGCCUGCAGAAACCCAUGUACAUCAUCAUGCUCAGCCUGGCUCUGUCAGAUAUAGGCGUAUGCACGGUGUCCCUUCCCAAAGUGAUAGCUCGGUACUGGUGGGACGACGCUGGCAUCUCUUUCUAUACGUGUCUGAUACAGAAACAAUUCAUCCACUACUUUGGAACACUCACCUCUCUCAUCAUGAUGACCAUGGCUAUGGACCGAUACCUGGCUAUCUGCUUCCCUCUCAGGUACACAGAGCUGAUGACCAACAGGACCAUGUCUCUCCUAACAGCCCUGUCCUGGGUGUCAGCCAUGAUAGUACCAGGCAUCACCACCAUCCAGACAUCCCAGAUGCCUUUCUGUGGGCCCAACCGCAUCAUCCACUUCUACUGCAACACCGUGUCAAUGAACCAGCUGUCGUGUGCUGACAUCUCGUCCCAGAGCACAGUAUCCGUCUCACUAUCCAUGUUCGUCCUCUUCCUCCCCUUCAGCUUCAUCGUCUUCUCAUAUGUCAACAUCAUCGUCAGCGUGAUGCGCAUGGCUAACGGACAGGGCAGGAUGAAGACCUUCUCUACCUGUGCUACUCAGGGCUGUAUCAUCCUUAUUUACUACAUCCCCCGCUUCGUAGUGAACGCUACACCCAUCAACCCCAACCUGACCAUGACCCCUGACCUCCGCAUCGGCCUCACCCUUUUACACAGUCUGCUGCCACCCCUACUCAACCCCUUCAUCUACUGCAUCCGUACCAAGGAGAUCAGGGCUUUCCUGGCCAAGUGGGCCAACCGAGGGCAGUCCAAGGCACAUCACAAACCCUGCAUCCACCCCAUAGCCUGCUGACAGGCACUCAGGCAGCCUGCCGCUUAUAAAGACACACAGGAGGCAUUAUGACUUCAUACAUCUCCUGUUCUCUCACCUAUGAAGGAAGCCAUUGGUCGAAACGUCAUCUGGUCAUGCAGGUGAUGAGCCCCAGAUCUGAUAUGUUUUCAUUAUUAUUAUUCAAUGUGGUAGACAAUAAACUUUCACACUUGUU
Molecule: messenger RNA, 1205 nt
Organism: Oncorhynchus keta (chum salmon)
Lineage: Eukaryota; Metazoa; Chordata; Actinopteri; Salmoniformes; Salmonidae
Product: olfactory receptor 10A4-like
Exons: 7
Coding region: 23-1012 (329 amino acids)
Biological process (GO): G protein-coupled receptor signaling pathway
Cellular component (GO): membrane
Molecular function (GO): olfactory receptor activity; G protein-coupled receptor activity
Source: RefSeq, a predicted model, not a curated record